AAUGAUAGAAAGUAUAUAUAUAUGGGUGAGAGUAGUGAGAAACAAGAAUCACAUGUAGUGCUAUGAAUAUGUGUUCCAAGAUCUUGUGAUAAUAAUACGAAGCAAUAAUAAAAUGGAAGAAAUGAAAUCUUCCAUAUCCAAAAUUCUGAAAGAAUUCCAUGCAGGGUACUUCAGGAUUGGCCUCUCCCUUUGCAGCCAAGCCUUGUUAUGGAAGACCCUCAUCAACCCAAUCCAAGACGCACACGCUCUUAGACGCAUAUUUACCUAUAUACCCUUCACCGCCUUCACUCUUCUCUGGUCACUCGCCUUUCUCACACUCCUCACGCUCUCUCUUCUCUACGUCCUCCGAUGUCUUUUCCACUUCCACAUGGUUAAGGACGAGUUCCUAGACCAUGUCGGAGUUAACUACCUCUUUGCUCCAUGGAUCUCAUGGCUCCUUUUGCUCCAAUCAUCACCCUUCAUUUCUUCCAAAACUAACUACUACCAUGCACUCUGGUGGAUUUUCUCCGUUCCAAUUUUCGCCCUGGAUGUCAAGAUUUAUGGACAGUGGUUUACUAAGGGGAAGAGAUUCCUGUCGACCGUGGCGAACCCUGCGAGCCAACUGUCGGUGAUAGGGAACUUGGUUGGUUCGCAAGCCGCGGCCAACAUGGGAUGGAAAGAGAGCGCAAUUUGCAUGUUCUCUCUUGGCAUUGCACAUUAUUUGGUGCUAUUUGUUACUCUUUACCAGAGAUUGUCCGGGAACAAUAGCCUCCCGGCGAUGUUGCGGCCAGUUUUCUUCUUGUUCUUCGCCGCGCCGAGCAUGGCUAGCGUGGCAUGGAACUCUAUUUGUGGCGGCUUUGGUAGCGCCUGCAAGAUGUUGUUCUUCCUCUCCCUCUUUCUCUUCUUGUCUUUGGUUUCAAGGCCUCUGCUAUUCAAAAAAUCAAUGAAAAAAUUCAGUGUGGCAUGGUGGGCUUAUUCAUUUCCCCUCACAGCACUGGCACUGGCUUCAGCAGAGUAUGCACAACAAGUUAAAGGGGUUAUGCCUCAUGCUAUUAUGUUAGUCUUAUCAACACUCUCAGCUUUGGUGUUACUAUUCUUAGUACUUGUUUCUAUCUUCUUCAACACUGCUGCAAAGUCCUCACCCUCAACAACUCAACAUGAUCAUUCAUCAGAAAGUUCUAAUAAUGUUGUAACCGUCAAUAAUCAUGUUUAGUCUUACCAAGAGGAGAUUUUUGUUAGUAAAUAAAUGUAUAUAUACCGCCAAAUAUUUCAUAUGUAUGUUAGUAAAUAAAGAAGAUGCUGUUUUAUAUGUGA
Molecule: messenger RNA, 1293 nt
Organism: Arachis ipaensis
Lineage: Eukaryota; Viridiplantae; Streptophyta; Magnoliopsida; Fabales; Fabaceae
Product: S-type anion channel SLAH1-like
Biological process (GO): transmembrane transport; intracellular monoatomic ion homeostasis
Cellular component (GO): membrane
Molecular function (GO): voltage-gated monoatomic anion channel activity
Source: RefSeq, a predicted model, not a curated record